This is a messenger RNA of Exophiala dermatitidis NIH/UT8656, 1706 nucleotides long. RefSeq lists its product as uncharacterized. Bases 223 to 1092 code for a protein of 289 amino acids. The record is from RefSeq and is a predicted model, not a curated record. The transcript has 2 exons. Lineage: Eukaryota; Fungi; Ascomycota; Eurotiomycetes; Chaetothyriales; Herpotrichiellaceae.
CAGCGGAUGAAUAUUAUAAUCUUCGGUCGCCUGUUAUCCUGAUUAGGAAAGCAAACGUCCGACACCUCGUUGUAUAUAUCACCACAUAUAACAUAUACCAGACUUUAGGAACCACCAACGACCCAGAACAGCACUUGGGUUUCCGCACAUUCACCCAAUUACUAUACACCGUAUACACUAUCAUACUACUAUUCCAUUCCCUCUUUGCUUACUCAGUACAACAUGUCCACUUCAUCAUUCUCAUCCAUCACGAACAUCGGCACCAAACUCACCAACUCAAUCACCUCCCUUCUCCCAACCCGCUUCCACUUCCGCAACUCCAGCCCCGCCAGCCCAUUGAUCACCACCGCUGCCGUGGUAGUCGGCACAAUCGGCUCGUUAGCAUUCGCCCGUUGGGCCUGGACAGACUACCAAGCCUACCUGGGUUACGGACCAGGUGGCCUUCCCUACAAUGUAUUUGGAUGGCUGAUCACCACGACGGUGUUGAGGGCACUGGCCAUCAAUACUCUAGAUGUGCGGAAACUCGAAAGUGAUCCGGAUCAACGGACUUGGUUACCCACGGCACCGGAGGAGUUGCCGGAGAGAAAGGGGCCGCGACCGACGUUGGGCAGACAUGCUGUCCCGCAGAGGCAGAUGGAUCAGUUUGCGCCCGAGGAGAUUCAGAAGAACCUCAUCACAUCCUUCGAAUCAAUCGUAACCAAAAACCCUCAUCUAAUCCAAUUCAAGCCAUCUCAAUAUGAACGACGCCACGAAGCCAUCUGGGUCGCCGACAGCGUUGACGCCUCCAAAACUCCUGCUCCAUUCGGCAACAACAAGAACAAGUAUCCAUUGGAGAUCUCGCACGUCCACCCGAACGCCGAUUGUUCCGUGCACGUGGUUCUCGCGCCUAGAGAUGCAGCGCGCGUCAUUCGUGCCGGAUGGGGCCAAUUGCACGGCCUGGCGGGGAGCAAGGUCAUUCCGAGAUCCUAUGUCUUCUUGUAUGCGCCUAGAACCCAGGAAGAGCUCAAUGUCAUUAUGGAGCUUGUUAGGGCUGGGAUUGGGUAUGUGACGGGCACGGACCUCAAGGAUGUGCAGCCUGCUCAGAGAAUAUAAGGGGAGCAGGCUGUAAAUGUGAUGAAGAAGGAAAGUGAGUAUAAUAAGAGCAGACACUGCAACGGACUGACUGGCAUGUGAUGGUGCGUGCAAAGACCAACCACCACUUAGUUGGUGUUGGAUGGGCUGACUGAUCGACGUAUACCUUUACCUGGCGUUCGGAGGGUGUUACUGUGAAUGGGAAGAAGAGAAGAUUGCUCCGAGCGUGCGGAGGGUUGAAGAAUCUAGAAGCAGGCAAACAUGAAACGAAAGGGGAACCGCGGAUGGCUUGAAGAUGUAGACUGGAUCGUGGAAGUGUGUAGGAGGAGAAGAGAUGGAGAAGUACCGAAAUCACCACUCUGGCAUGUUCGGCAGUACUACCACGGGUAGGUACACGGAGUUUGGUUACAAAGUACAUUCUCACAUUAACAUACAAGAGCACCCCGUAUCUUGUAACUAUGGGAUUAUGACUUGUUGCUCGCUCUCUAACACGGUUGCACAGGCAGUCGAGAAAUAUUGGGACCUACUCAAAAGUCAUAUAGUGGUUAUGGAGUCUUAGGAGUGGGGGAUAAAAGUCCUGCUAGUUACUAUAGGACUAUCUUGAAGGAUCAAUCUGACUGUCUUUUUACAGAGGG